GAUACGGCAGCUCGCAGAAGUUAUCGAACAAGUUGUACAAGGAGGCACGUGCAGGAGCGUUUUGAAAAAAAAUAAACAAUAUCAUUCUGCUACUAUUCCUGCUCAUAAGUACGUAUCUACAGCCAAGCGAAAAAGUUCUACAAGAAACCCAGUGUCGUGUAAAAAAGCUGCAAAAUGCCAAAGGCAACCACAUACGCGGUCACUAAGCCCCAAGGCAACAACAAAAAGAAGAAAACGGAAAAUAACGGCACAGCUAAAGACAAGAAGAAGCCCAAUCUAGAUAUAGAAACUACUGAUUCCGAUUCUGAUAUGCACAUCGACGUGACCAAGGGUCCAUCAACAUCCAGCAACGCAGCCGCCAAAACCGCAGAUCGCAAGCGACGUCUUCAGGCCGAGGCGGACGCCAACAAUAAUGAUACCGAAAAAGCCAGUAAGUUGGCCAAGGAAUCGGUAGCUACUACUGAUAUGCACCUCGACGUGACCAAGGAGCAGAUGGAGCAUUGCAAGAAGGUGCAGGCCCUUUUGGCCAAUGAAUCCAAAGGCGCUGAAAAGGAAUCUAAAGCAUUAGACUAUGGCACCGGUCCAUCAACAUCCAGCAAGGAAGCCGCAGCCGCCAAGACCGCAGAUCACGAACGACGUCUUCAGGCCGAGGCGGACGUCAACAAUAAUGAUGCCGAAAAAGCCGGUCAGUUGGCCAAGGAAUCGGUAGCUACUCAAGGAGCCAGCGCCACCGAACGCAAGCAAGCAUUUAGUCUGGGACUGGAGCACACCUCGCCGAUCCAGGUUAAUGGCGCUGCUUUGGCCUGCCCGUUGGUGCGCAAAUCGCUGCCCCCAGGGGAGGCCAAUUCCUGUCCUCCGCCGCCCAAAAGGGACCCAGCAGCCGUGAAGUCAGCAGUUAAAAUAAUUAAGGUUAAAGCCCCCGAAGAGGGCAAUAAUAACAAUGAUGAAAAGGAGAUGUCAACCGAAACAUCAGAACCUCACAAAACCGACAGCGUCGAAGAGGGUCGUCGCGUCGUGAUGUGGAUAAUCUUUCCGAUCAAAACUAACUUCUUCUUUAAAUACUUCUGGGAGCAAACCGCCUGCCUGGUGCAGCGCACGAAUCCCAAAUAUUUUCAAAGUCUAAUAUCAUUCAAGAUGCUUGACGAAAUACUGAUUCGCCAUAAUUUGGACUUCACCGUCAACCUUGAUGUGACCACUUACAAGAACGGCAAGCGUGAGACACUGAAUCCUGAGGGUCGUGCCUUGCCACCAGCUGUGUGGGGCUUUUAUUCGGAAGGCUGCAGCAUUCGUUUACUACAUGCUUCUGCCUAUCUAACUCGCUUGCGUGAGGUGUGCACCGUUUUGCAGGAGUUCUUUCAUUGCAAGGUGGAGGCAAAUAUGUACCUAACCCCACCCAAUAGCCAGGGCUUUGCGCCCCAUUACGAUGACAUCGAGGCCUUCGUUAUCCAAGUGGAGGGACGCAAGCGCUGGCUUUUGUACGAUCCGCCCAAGGAGGCCGAUCAUCUGGCCAGGAUCUCGUCGGGCAACUAUAAUCAAGAACAGCUGGGUAAGCCCAUAAUUGAUGAGGUACUAAGCGCCGGCGAUGUGCUAUAUUUGCCCAGAGGCACCGUUCACCAGGCCAUCACCGAGGAGCAACAGCACUCUCUGCACAUUACCUUGAGUGUGUACCAACAGCAGGCAUAUGCCAAUCUCCUAGAGACACUAAUGCCCAUGGUUCUCAAGAAGGCCGUCGAUCGGAGUGUGGCCUUGCGUCGUGGCUUGCCGCUGCACACAUUUCAAAUUUUGGGCAAUGCCUACAAGGCAAAUGACUGCGGGUCGCGCCAACUUCUGGUGGAGAAUGUGCAGAAGCUGGUGGCCAAAUACUUGAUGCCCUCCGAAGAUGAUAUUGAUGAGGCCGUCGACCAGAUGGCCAAGAAGUUCCAGCACGAGGCACUUCCACCGAUCGUAUUGCCCUCGGAGGAGGUCCGCACUGUUCAUGGGGCCCGCAGUGGCGCCGAUGAUCAGGGCAACUGCGUCUGCGAUUACAAAUUCAAUGAAAAGACAUCCGUGCGUCUGCUGCGCGCCAACAUUCUGCGUCUGGUCACCGAGCCCGAUGGCAGCGUGCGUAUCUACCACCAUGUGGACAAUGGACUGGAUUACUGCAAGUACGAGCCCUAUUUCAUGGAGAUUCUGCCAGAGGAAGCUAAAGCCGUUGAACUCCUCAUAUCGGCCUAUCCAUAUUACCUCACCAUUGACCAGUUGCCAUUGAAGUCUUCGGCUCGCAAGGUGGAGGUCGCCACCGCCCUGUGGGAGCAUGGUCUUCUUAUGACCGAGAAGCCGUUUAAGUAGACGGCAAUCGAAGGCGAGGUGCUGUUGAUAACUAGUAUUUAGUAUCGAUGCGAAUGUGUGCCUAAAAAACCACCGUAAAUUAUUACUUUUGUAUAAAUAUUUACCAAGAUUUCUAAUGCUCCAAUUCUGAAGAAAUAAAAGCAUAAGCAGAUGCAAUCCAGCUGCGCCUGAAG
Messenger RNA from Drosophila sechellia, 2501 nucleotides. RefSeq names its product bifunctional lysine-specific demethylase and histidyl-hydroxylase NO66-like. The record is from RefSeq and is a predicted model, not a curated record. Gene Ontology annotation, molecular function: histone H3K36 demethylase activity; histone H3K4 demethylase activity. NCBI's taxonomy places the organism in Eukaryota, Metazoa, Arthropoda, Insecta, Diptera, Drosophilidae. Gene Ontology annotation, cellular component: nucleolus. The transcript is spliced from 2 exons. The coding region runs from base 175 to 2328 and encodes 717 amino acids.